CCAUCAACCUGACUCGUUUACAACUAAUGCUUCACUAAAUAGGGUUCCUCCAAGUCACUGACGAAGCCUUUCACUUCACCAUGGAGUCACAGAUUGUGCUUCAAACUUGGGAGACAUUUAGCGGAAAACACUCUGCAAACCUGAAGGCUACCAGCAACAAUGACGUCAGCACGAGCGCGGCCACUUCGCUACCAGCAGUUAUCGCUGCUUUCAUCCCGUCGCUCAUCACGGCAGUACUGUUCAUGUCAAUAUUUGUGGUCAUACGGAAGCCGUUUCGCAGAAUCUAUUCGCCAAGGACCUACAUUGACUUGAUUCCCGAGAAGCAUCGAACUCCAUCCUCAAGCGAUUCUCGUCUUGACUGGAUUAAAGCCUUGUUUAGACUUGAUGAUAAGUUCAUCCUCGAACACUCAUCCCUCGAUGGAUAUCUGUUCCUACGGUUCAUGAGAACCAUCAUUUUCAUAUGCUUCGUAGGAUCAUGUAUAACAUGGCCUAUAUUGAUGCCGGUAAACGCCACAGGUGGAGGAAAUGCGACACAACUGGACAAGAUCGGGUUUGGCAAUGUGCGCGACCCAUCUAGGCUUUGGGCACACGUCGUAGUGGCUUGGGUGCUUUACAUCUUUGUAAUGUACGUUGUCGCUCGAGAGCGACUGUGGCUUAUUGGUCUGAGGCAAGCAUGGCAGUUAUCCAAGCCCAACACUGGCCGGCUCUCUUCACGAACAGUUCUAUACCUUGACCCCCCUCAAGAUGCGCCCUUGGAGGGUGAUCUUCAUUUGAAUUAUGGGCAAGAGGCACGCAAGCAAUGGGUCAUUAAAUCAACGGAAAAGAUCGACAAAGUCGUCGGCUCGAGGAACUCGAAAGCAAACGAGCUCGAAUCUGCCCAAGUCUCAUUCUUGGUCAAAGCAAACAAGAAGAGGUCGAAUUCGUCCAAGAAGCAGGGCUCCAAUGCUUCUCUUUCCGAAGCCACUAUCAACGAGCUUCGUCCAGUCCAAAAAGAUCUUUAUGUCACUGGAAAAAGCACCGAUAAAAUCAAUGGCCUUCGUGUUUCUCUACAAGAAGCAAUUCACAAGGUCGAUGACCAGCGAGAGUCUUACCCUACUGACACCAGCCAUGGCCGUUUUGCAGUUUUUGUCGAAUACGAAUCCCAGUCAGCAGCUCAAAGGGCAUACCGUGCGGCCCCAAAAUCUGUCAUACCAGUACCAGCAAAUUUGUCCAUUGAAUCCAAGUUGAUAGGUGUCAUGCCAAACGAGGUUUUAUGGGGAAACUUGGCAAUGCCGCAUGCGAUUCGAGUGUCCAGGAAGACUGCCGGCAAUAUCACAAUUGCAGCGCUUAUAUUCUUCUGGUCUUUUAUUUCCGCUUUUAUUGGAACCAUAUCCAACGUCGAUUACUUGAGCGAUAAGUUCGACUGGCUUCAUUGGCUACAGAACCUACCAAGCCCGAUCCUGGGAGUCCUAACAGGUCUGGUGCCCCCAUUGAUAACUAGUACCCUGUCAUCCUACGUUCCUAUAUUCAUGAGAUAUGUUGCCAAAAACUCCGGGGAGCCAACGACUGUGACGGCAGAACUGCAAGUACAAAAUUGGUACUUUCUGUUUCAGGUUAUUCAGAUUUUCUUCGUCACGGCUCUCUCUUCAUCAGCAGCGGCAUUCAUACCGCAAAUCAUUACACAGCCUCACCAAGUGCCUAUAUUGUUGGCUCAAAAUCUACCCAAAUCUGCCAACUUUUACUUGACUUACUUCAUCUUACAAGGUCUCGGUUCGUCGGCCAAGAAUGUUCUCAACUACUCGGACCUUUUCCAGUAUUACUUAUACGAUAUGUUUCUGAACAACACCCCACGAAAGAAGUACAGUCAAUAUACUGGCCUUAAGGGAAUAAGUUGGGGCAAGCUAUAUCCCAAGUUCACAAAUUUCGUUAUCAUUGCGCUUGCUUACUCAUGUAUCUCGCCGCUGGUUUUCGGUCUUGCUUCUGGCGGUCUUGCGCUCUUUUAUUUGAGCUACCGUCACAACCUCUUCUUUGUGGUUCAGCCGAAGUUGGAGACAAAGGGGAAAUGCUAUACGCGCGCCCUUUCACAGAUUCUCACUGGUGUGUAUAUUGGUGAGCUGGCUUUGAUCGGAUUGAUGGCGCUUCGCAAGGCAACUGGACCAUCCAUUUUGAUGGCUGUAUUGUUUCUUGCAACUGCUCUGUACAACCAUGUCUUGAAUCGCUUCCUAAACCCUUUGGAGGAACGUUUGCCUGCCAAGUUCCUCAGCGAAGCCAAUGGUGAGGAAGAUCCGCUGUUGGCAGCCGAGGAAGGAGAAGCUAGUCUGGAUGAGGCCCAUGAGCGCUCACAGAUCCAUCACUUGGGGCACGAUGUACAUUUGCCGGAGAGGAUUAUUGAUCCUAUCGCUCGCUUCUUUGAACCCCAGAUAUAUGCCUCACAUCGGAUCAUGAAAACGUAUCUGCCUGAUUCUGACCCAGAAGCUCCGAAAUACAGCGACGAGGACCUGGACAAAGCGUACAAGAACCCGAGCUUGACCUCGAAGACACCAAAGAUCUGGCUUCCAUCCGAUACAGCCGGCCUCAGCAAGAAGGAAAUUGAGGCGAAUUCGAAAGCAGGUAUUGCAACUACUGACGAAGGGGCUUGGUUGGAUGAGAAAGGAAAGGUUCAAUUCGACCGUGAAAAUCUAAGAGCGCUGCCUAUCUGGAAGGACACUACUUCAUACUAAGGAUUGUACUUCUCAGUUACAACAAGCAAUAACUGUGUUGCAUCAAAACCACACCCUCUCUGAUUGAGUAUGGUUGGCUUUCUGUUUGUUGGGCUAAACACUUUUACGAGAUACGCAGGAGAUUUUCCGUGAAUGCGCCUUGGCUAGUGGAUACUCUGAUGGAGAUGCGUCUUAUACGCUUACAACAAUACAUGCAUCCAAAUUGCGAUCUUUGUCCUGUUGUCUUAUACACGCUUAGAUACCUCCUUACGCAAGUCAAACUACCAAGCAAGCAUCAACAGUAGAUUCUAACAAGCUCUGAAAAAUGCAAAUCAGUCUUAUUAUGUUCUUUGUUGUCUUAUUUCUACUAGCCGCCACACUUGGUAGCUGUUCUAUCCAACUCAGUUCUAAUAUAAGCCAGCAGGCAUUCGAAGAGUUUAAUUGGU
Truncatella angustata is the source of this 3124-nucleotide messenger RNA. RefSeq lists its product as uncharacterized. Gene Ontology annotation, molecular function: calcium-activated cation channel activity. NCBI's taxonomy places the organism in Eukaryota, Fungi, Ascomycota, Sordariomycetes, Amphisphaeriales, Sporocadaceae. Gene Ontology annotation, cellular component: plasma membrane. The coding region runs from base 81 to 2699 and encodes 872 amino acids. The record is from RefSeq and is a predicted model, not a curated record. The transcript is spliced from 4 exons.